UGUUUCUAUAGAAGUUGAGUGUUGUGUCUGGUGGUUUUGAAUUGAAUUGUUGCAUUUUUUGUGUGUCUUUUUAAUUUAAUUGACGUUUUUUAAGUAAAAACAGAUUCAUUGUUCAUUUCGGAUUCCAAAAAAAAAACGGCAUAUAAAAGGGGCUUCGAAUUAAAAAUACAAAGCUGAUUGAUAAAGAUUAACGAUUGCUUAAGGUUUUAUCUGCCUUUUAAUCGAAAUAAAUCAUGAUAAUGGAUUGUAAAUGGAGUUAUUAUAUUUAUUUGGUAGCGUUAGGUUUUAUUGGAACAUCGCUAGCAAAUCCAUAUAACACCUCAAUUUACGUUUACGAAAUUAUCAACUCCGACAAAUCAAUGAAGCCAACAGAGAAUAACAAUUUGACAUCGAUUACCUGGGCACAUGCUGUUAAUAGUCAAAAAGAAUUGGAUGAUGCAUUAAAGAGUGACAUAGACAUGAUUGAAGCAGAUAUUGUGCUUGGAAAGAUAAAUAACACCGGACCCGACCUUCCAGUCAUGGGUCAUCCUCCUAAACAAACUUCAGAUAUAUCACUUGAAUCAUUCCUACGCCAGAUUCUUGACUUUAACAACAAAACAGAUCAUAAAAAAGGUGUAAAAUUAGAUUUUAAAUCGAUAGAAGUCUUUGAAGGUUCUCUAGCUUUACUACAUGGAUUAUGGUCAUCGAUGACAUAUCCCAUUUGGUUAAAUGCUGAUAUUAUCAAAGGACCGGUAAAUAACACCGAGACAGUUCCUGUCGAUCCGACACGUUUCUUUGCUGGAUGCAAAGAUUUUCCUGAUGCUGUACUUUCAAUCGGUUGGACUACCCGAUGGGGAAGUGAUUUCAAAGAUGGUUUCUACACAGACACUCAGAUUGAAGAAAUGGUUGAUUCCAUCAAGAAAAACAACAUCACCGACUCUCAACUGCCAAUUACAUUCCCUGUGCGAGCUGGUAUCGCUGCAAGCAGUGACACCCAAUUACAUUGGCUACUCCGUGCUGUCAAUGAAACCAAUCCAAGUACACUUACCAUUUGGUCUUCGGCCAACGACAAUGUUGAUAUAAAGAAACUCCGCAAAUUAAUAUUUGACUUUGGUCUGAAUCGAGUUUACUUGGAUGUUCCUGAGGAAGUCUCGAGUAAACUUAAUUUGCAUAAAGGCCCUGGCAAUGCUGCGGCUCUUCCAUCGAUAUUUAACGUUGCAUACAUUGGUCUUUGCGCUCUAGUGGCCAGUUAUGCAUUACAAAAAACAUUUUCCUAGAUAAUAACUAUUCUAAUAUUUUUAUUAUCUACUAGUCUCUUAAGUAACAAAAUUUAAUAGUUAUUUUGGUGGCUUCCAGUCCAAUUCCACUAAACAUAUAAACAUAAAACUAAUAAUAUUAUGUAAAACUAAAAAACUAAUAUGAUAUGUA
Episyrphus balteatus (marmalade hoverfly) is the source of this 1407-nucleotide messenger RNA. RefSeq names its product protein FAM151B. The coding region runs from base 234 to 1256 and encodes 340 amino acids. The record is from RefSeq and is a predicted model, not a curated record. The transcript has 6 exons. Lineage: Eukaryota; Metazoa; Arthropoda; Insecta; Diptera; Syrphidae.